Molecule: messenger RNA, 8128 nt
Organism: Corythoichthys intestinalis (scribbled pipefish)
Lineage: Eukaryota; Metazoa; Chordata; Actinopteri; Syngnathiformes; Syngnathidae
Product: supervillin-like
Exons: 40
Coding region: 159-7757 (2532 amino acids)
Biological process (GO): actin polymerization or depolymerization; actin filament severing; cytoskeleton organization
Cellular component (GO): cytoplasm; actin cytoskeleton
Molecular function (GO): phosphatidylinositol-4,5-bisphosphate binding; actin filament binding
Source: RefSeq, a predicted model, not a curated record
CUUUGGCGCCCCGCUGCGCUGUCGUUCUCCGACUCGGGUGACAUUGCGACCAGUCCGCAAGGCCGGCUGGUGUCUUUGGCGGGUGGUGGCGGUGUGACCGAUCGGGUGCCGGUUAGCGACCUCUCGCCUCUUGCCAUCAGUCUUCCUCGCCGCUAAACAUGUUCCGAAACCCUUGGAUCUCUGGUUACCAUGUCAAUCAUGUGCAGCACUGCGGCACAGAACUUGGAUCAGAAGAUCUGGGAAAACUUUGCACCUCAACAUCAUUGCCAACAGAAGCCUUAAGUUUUCAGAGUGAUUUCUCCCUGCACGACAAGACCACCCUGGUCAAGAGCGUUUCAGAUACAGAUGCCAAACUCCUGGUGGUUCUGCCCAAGGUUUCAGAACUGAAGAAAUACUUCGAGGGUGAUCUUCCAGAAGAUUUCGUAAUGAACAGGAAGGAGAGGAUUGCACGGCGUCUGGAAGGGAUUGAAAGUGACUCUGCGCCAGCCCUGCUGACUAGCGGCUUGGUCACCAACAGAAUGCUGGAGGAGGACCCACCCCGGUAUACUCGGGCCUCAGACCCCUGCGAGCCAUGUGUUAUGGUGAGACAUUUCAGCAAAGAGGAUCUGCAUGCAUCACAAAAGCCAGUGACAUCCCCACAACAUCAGGCCAAAGGAGGUGUCAACCCCGUAAUAUUGACACCUACGUCUACACCCUCGGACCCAGUCAGUCUGAGUUCCAAGGCUGAGCGCAUCGCUCGCUACAAAGCAGAGAGACGGCGGCAGUUGUCGGAGAGGUAUGGCAUACUCCUUGAUCAGGAAGUGGACAUUGAUUACACACCACGCUACCGCGCCCGACUCGACCAAGAUGCCGCUGCCGACAGACACUCGACUGGAAGUGGAGUUAAACCACAACCAGAGCUACCAGAUCAUGAAACUGGUGGUCCGUACCGCUCUGGUGUGGGAAGGGUUUACAUGAGGACUCACCCGAAACCUGCAUCUCCAGAUGCACUGGUCCCAGUUAACACAAUCCAAGCACCAGCCCAUUCACAAGAUGGAAGAUUCUCUGAGAGGGAAAGGGUCAUGAACAUGGAGAACCACCGGAGAGGUGGGACUCAAGAUCAUGCAUCUCGGACUAGGACCCAGGAGCACCACAUGCCUCCGCCCCAGCAGAUUCAGCCUCAGCAGCAAAGCUCUACACAUCACAACCGCACAGACACAAUCCAUGUUGUGAUGAGUCCCAACACCAGCAGGGACUACAGGGUCACAGCAAUACCCAGCUCGCCUCGAACUGCCCGUCGGGCCUCGCUGCCAUCUACCCGCCAUGGUAUCUCACCUGGGGAUUUGUUCAUUGAGCAACAGGCACAGAGCAUCCUCAACAGACAGGGCCUUGCCAACCUGUCAAAGAGCGACUGGUGUCUCAACAGAGAGACAGAGGGCAACGCUCAAACACUCAUCAGCUGGCCGUCAAGAAUCAGAGUAAGUGCACAGCGGCCUUCUGAGUGGAGCGCCAGACACAGGACUCAGGAACUUCCUUUCCCACCCAACCUGGACCCAGGCCAGCAGAGAACUGUUCAUCAGCCCGAGCACACCCCGGGUCACCCAAAGUUUGCUCAAGAGUACCAUCCUACCAUUGACAGCCCAGUGUCUGCCAGCCAAAUCCCCAGUCCUCCAGAGGUUCCACCACGAAGGCGCGUGAGUGCUGAACAAAUUUAUGCUGCCCACAAAGAGGCAAGGCUGGAGGCCCAGCAAGCUUCCAAAGAAGAAGUACACACGGAAGGUUUGCUGAAGAGCCGCAAAGCUGUGUUACCAUCUGAGAUUCGCCGACGAGAAAAGACUGUGGAUGACCCUCACAGAGGUCCGAGCGAAAGCAUGGAAUGGUGGGAUUACAGCCCAGAACAGAAGAAGAUGAAUCAAGUAGCCAAGAAAGACUUGGAUCCACCCAAAGAGCGAAGGCGGGAGAGAAGAGAGAUGGCGGAGAAGAGCCGAGAGCGAGGCAGGCAUCGUCAUUCGGGUCACGAGAAUCAAGAGGCUAGAGUGUUCAAAGACAUACACUUGGAGAAUAUUUCAGACACUGUCAACCAUCCAGAGUCACUUGUGUUUCAGACACAAACCAGUGGAAAAGCUGAGGAAGAUCUCCAGAGACAGCAUCAAUACAACUCAUUGAGGAGGCCUAUGGAGACAAAAGAACAUCAGGGAGAACAAGAAACUUGUUCAAAGAGAGUUGAGGAGGCUCUGCGAUGUGAAGUCUCAGACCCUCCAAGGCAGCAGAAAUUGCAAAGUAGCGACUCGGCCAUUUACCUCCAGAAGGGUUCCACUUUACCUCAGGCCAAGCACAAAAGCACAGAGGCAGGAGGAGGGCCCAAACCCAAGACGCGAACUCGUUCCAUGUCAGACAUUGGUAUCAGCCGGCAUUCUGUCAUAUACCGUACAGAGAGGGCUGCCGCUACCCGUGAGACCUCCUCCAGGCCGAUGCAGCCAUCAGGGGUGUCGAAUUGCGACACGGGCGCCCUAGACACCCGUGUGUCGGUCGCUCAGCUGCGACAUUCAUACCUGGAGAACGCCAACAGGAAGCCUGACUUCGAGAGCAUCCAGUCCUCAGCGACAGAGGCGGACCUUGGGUCAAGUGGCCCUGAGUCCCAGGGGGAAAAGACGGCUCGGAGGCCUCGUCGCUACAUCACGCCAGGGGACGGCCGCACAUCCGAGAGAUGUCGAACUCAACCUAUCACAUCUGCGGAACGUCUGGAGACUGACAGGUCACAUCUCAGUCCAGCACCGCUGCAAGAUGUAGAAGCGGAUGAAGAAAAACUAGACGAGCGGGCCAAGAUGAGCGUGGCAGCCAAGCGUUCUCUUUUCAGGGAAUUAGAAAAGACUUCCGAGGGUGGUGUUCCCAAGCCUCGCUCUCGAAACGCUGCCGUGGAACGCCGUCUGCGGAGAGUCCAGGACCGCUCACACACUCAACCCGUCACCAGCAAGGAGGUGGGCGACGCUUGCAGUGAGCCUUCCACGUCAUCACCUGCUUCAGGAAGUCUCACCACCACUACCACCAGCACCAUCAGCACCACCACCAGUUCAACUGUUGUUAGCACUGCUGUCACCACCAUUAGCAUUCAAACAGCUCCAGCCACUCAGGAGAAGAUCCAGGAAAUCCAGCAAGAUGAGCCCCCAAAACCUGAAGGGGAUGACCUAUCCACACUCAGCUUGGCGGAAAAGAUGGCCCUCUUUAACCGCCUCGCCCAUGCUUCGGACGAGUCACCGUCAAAGAGUGACACUUCCCGCCAGCGCCGUGCUCUCGCACGCUUUCAGACUCAGCCAAUCACACAGGGCGAAGUAGAACAGGUGACUGAGCCUCCGGUCCGCUCCUCAGUCGACCAUAAUGAGUCCAAGCAGGAAGAACAUAUAAAACUCAGCAGCCAAGUCAAACUGGAGCCCCUCCCCGCCUCCGUGGUCCGCUCAGUUGCAGUCGCCCCCUCUCAAGCCUCUGUUUCCACGGUAACCGUGACGCCUGGAUGCAGCAGCAUCACCUGUGAGGGGGACUCCGCUACUCAACAAGCCCCCGCCAAGUCCGCGAGCCACCAGGAGAGGGUGUUACGAUACCUUUCACAGACCCAGAGCGCGGGAACCCCAGGCCACGCCGAGCUCCUCCCAGAUAGCUCUGAGCAACCGGGGGCUGUCCCUGCUCCCGCCCCUUUUUCUGUCACUUCUCGCCGGCAUCAGGCGGAGACAGAGGAAGACGACAAGGCAGAUACACAUCCCGACACGAAAGCCCUUGGAGAUACUAGGAAGGAGAAAGCGGAGGAAGCAGGAGGCGAAGGAGGAGGUGGAAAGGAGGAACAAAGCCGGCACCUGGAAGAAGAACCAGGAGGGGACAGCGGCACGCAAAGCAGGGAAGGGCUGUCAGACCUGCAAGAUCGACCUCCUUCGCUGAAGCCUCUGAUAACCAAAGUGUCCCCAACAACAUCUCACGUGUCCAGCAUCCAGCAGAUCCAUUCUGUCAUCCAACCUCCCCCAACCCCACCCAAACCCUUCUUGCGUCAGCCCCCUUCUGAGCCACCGAAACCCCAGUCUUCGCCAACAUAUCCCAACUCGUUCACUCAGCCUCAGCAGAGCCAGGCAAAACCUCAGGAACUCAUCCCCAAGCCUUAUCCUCAACCGGGCUCUCAGCCACUGCCCAAACUACAGGUGCCUCCGCCAACGCCACCCAAACCUCAGGGUUUUCCCCAGGCCUUGGUCAAGUCUCAGUCGCUGACGCUGGAGCACAGCGACGACUACAACUCGUUUGCAGUCUGUUCGGGUGAUAUGCUGUCCCCCACGGGUUCCACAGACCAGCUGCAUUAUAGCAUGUCCAGCAAACAGAUGUCCAUCAAGGAGAGAGUGGCCCGGUUAAAGAAGAGUGGCGAGGAAGACUGGAGAAACCGCAUCAACAAGAAACAGGAAGUGGAGAACGUGGCAUCCACUGAGCAAAGUGACGUGGAGUCAACACAUAAGAAGGAGGAAGAGGUGGUCCUUCAUGACCAUUCUCCAGUGUGCUUAUCAGAGCAGCUGUGGGAGCCUGUCUUCUCCUCCACUUUCUCUCCUCCUUUCUCCCUCGGACAAAAGUGUCAGUACAUUGACCAUCACGCUCAGGCUCAGUCAACAGGAAAAGCACAAACUGAAGCCCAGAUGACCAUUGAGGAAAGGAAACAGAUGAUCUCCAAGCGAGAAGAUGACUGGAUGAGCAAGGGCAAGGGUGUGGCCAAUGACUCUGGCCAGUACACUGUGGCAGCACGCAUGGUCAAGAAAGGCCUGGCAGCCUCCUCCUCCAUCAUUGGGCCGAUCCUGUCGCCCGUCUCCACCAAACUCAAGAGCAGCACCGCAAUUGUCAGCAAACCUCAAGAGGAGAUUGAAGCCAGAGCAGACAUGGAAUCAGACAAGAAGCUUGACAAAUUGGAAACCUUCUUAGAACGGAUCAACAGCAAAGUGUCCGAACUGCAGGAGAGCACCCUGACAGUCACAGAGAAGGCAGUGAAGGAGGUGAUGAAGUUAGACGAUGAGAUCUUCUCCAACUUCUACCGUCGUGUCGCCGAUUUGCCCCACGUACCGUCGCCCAUCGAGCUCAGCGAGGACUUCGAUGCCAUAUUUGGCUCACGGCAUGGAUCCGGCAGGCUGACAUCGGCAGUGGUGCGCCACAAGCGCUCUGUGCGUCCAUCCAGAAACGUGCAGGCGUCCCGCAACCCUGUCAAGACACUGGCCGCCCGCCAGGACAUACGACACGAGUACACAGAGGAAAGACUCAACGUGGCUCAGCUGGAGAGCAAGAGGAUGUCCUCUGAAAAGAUGGUUAAAAGCUUGGAAUAUUCCGAUGCCGCUCUGGCAGGACUGGCCAGUAAGGAGAACUACAGCACCGUGAGUUUGCGCAGCGUAAACGCCUCGGAGACGCCCACAUCCAACAACAGCGCACUCCCAUACAAAAACCUAAUGCUACUGCACAUCAAAGGCCGUCGACACGUUCAGACCAGACUAGUUGAGCCCAGAGCAUCCUCACUGAACAGUGGGGAUUGUUUCCUACUUGUGACCCCCGAGCACUGCUUUGUGUGGAUAGGAGAGUUCUCCAAUGUCAUCGAGAGGGCUAAGGCUAUGGAUCUGGCCCAGUUCAUACAAACUAAGAAAGACCUGGGCUGCAGGGCAAGCAAGGUACAGACUAUUGAGGAAGGCGUCCAAACGCAAAGUCCAGAUUCACAAGAGUUUUGGACCAUUCUCGGGGGACAGAGCUCCUACCAAUCUGCCGGUCCGCCGGAGGAAGACGACCGCUUUGAGAACGCAAUUGUGGAAACCAAUUGCAUCUUUCGUCUGCUUGAUGACAAACUGAUGCCAGAUGAUGAUGAAUGGGGGAAGGUUCCUCGCUGUUCCCUAUUGUCAUCUAAAGAGGUAGUUGUGUUGGAUUUUGGCAGCGAAGUGUACGUGUGGCACGGCAAAGAAGUGACACUGGCCCAAAGGAAGGUGGCCUUCCAGCUUGCCAAACACCUCUGGAAUGGAACCUUUGACUACACGCUCUGUGACAUCAACCCACUUGACCCUGGAAACAGCAACACCCUAAUUCCAAGGAAAGGCCAAGGUCGGCCUGACUGGGCGAUAUUUGGCAGGCUGACCGAGCACAAUGAGACCAUUCUGUUCAAGGAGAAGUUUAUAGACUGGACUGAAGUAAAAUUGUCGCCAUCACCGACAGAAGGGAAAGAACAGCUACCAGAACAACAGAAGCCCAAGGUUCGAGAGUGCCGACCUUACGACAUAAGCCUGAUGCUGCCCCUCCUCCAGCCGUCUGUAACCACCAUUUUGGAUGGUGUGAACGUGGGGCGUGGCUACGGCUCUGUAGAGACCGAGGACCAUAUGAGGACUCAGGAAAUCAGUACUGUCUCUGUGGACGUUUGGCACAUCUUGGAGUUCGACUACAGCCGGCUGCCACGCCAGAGCAUUGGCCAAUUUCAUGAAGGUGAUGCCUACGUUGUCAAGUGGAAGUACAUGGUCAGCAUGUCAGUGGGACGCAGACUCAACCCAGAGGUGAGGAGUACUGGACCAGGCCGGGAGAAAUGUUGCUAUUUCUUCUGGCAAGGCCGACACUCUACGGUUAGCGAGAAAGGAACGUCAGCGUUGAUGACCGUAGAACUAGAUGAGGAGAGAGGGACUCAGAUGCAAGUGCAACAGGGCAAAGAGCCUCCGUGUUUCCUACAGUGUUUCAACGGCGGGAUGAUCGUCCAUGCCGGAAAAAGGGAAGAAGAGGAGGAGAACAUCCAAAGCGAGUGGCGAUUGUACUGUGUACGUGGAGAGGUACCUGCUGAGGGCCAUCUGCUGGAGGUGGCCUGCCACUGCAGUAGCCUACGCUCCCGAGCCUCCAUGAUCCUGCUCAGCGUCGACAAGGCAGCCAUCUACCUUUGGCACGGCUGCAAGACGCAAGAGCACACUCAUGGCGUGGCUAGCAUGGCCGCACUCAGGAUCAAAGAACAGUGUCCUCUAGAAGCUGGCCUCCACAGCAGCAGCAAGGUAACCGUCCAUGAGUGCGAUGAGGGCAUGGAGCCACCAGGAUUCUGGGAGGCUCUGGGACACAAGGACAGGAAGGCCUACGACUGCAUGCUGCAAGACACUGGGAAAUUCAACUUCACUCCACGGCUCUUUCAGCUGACCAGCACGUCAGGAGAGUUUGUGGCGACUGAGUUCUUCCAUCCGUCCCGUGCCUCGGAUCUCGUCACCUCGCUUCCUUUUUUGCAAGAGGAUCUUUACAACGUGGCACAACCAGGGUUGUUCCUGGUGGACAAUUUCCACGAAGUUUACCUAUGGCAGGGCUGGUGGCCACAAGACAGCGAGAGCACAGGAUCAGCUCGCAUGCGCUGGGAUUUAGACCGGAAGUGUGCAAUGGAGACGGUGCUGCAGUAUUGCAAAGAAAAAAGUAACAAGAAUCCUCAGAAAUCCUACUUGAUCCAUGCUGGACUGGAGCCGCUAACCUUCACUAAUAUGUUCCCCUGUUGGGAGCAUCGGGAAGAUGUCGCGGAGAUCUCAGAGAGGGAGGCAGAGGUCUGCAACCAGAUCAUCUUAGUGGAAGAUGUGCUGGCUCGACUCAGUCGGACCACCUUCCCGUUGGACCAGCUGCGGGCGCGGCCUCUACCGGAAGGUGUAGACCCGCUGCGUUUGGAGAUCUACUUGUCCGACCAAGACUUUGAGGACGCUUUGGAGAUGAGGAGAGACGAAUAUGAACGUCUGCCAGGGUGGAAGCAGGUCAACUUGAAAAAGGCCAAAGGAUUGUUUUAAGCAUGUCGAACUGACGAUGGAAGAAGAAAUGCACAAAAAGAGAGGAAAAGAUGGAUGGAAAUAUACAGACAAAGGACCUGAAGAAAAGAGAGGCAUUUUGCAUUCUCUGUCCGGGUAUCCCAACACCAAGCGUGUUGAUUUUCUUGGACUUGACACCACAUUGCACAAGUACAAGUGUGCAUUUUUUGGCAUCAACGUUGUAUUGUAAAGCUUUUGUUUUGAUUGAUCUAUAGUGCCUUUGCUUAUUUUUUUGGUGUACAGUUUAUACAAAGACAUUUUAGUGUGACAUCCUUUUGGCAUAAAGCCCAUAGUGAAUCCAAAUGGAGUCAUUUUGUUUCUCCUGCUUAAUAAAUGAAAGCACUUUGAAACCA